Molecule: messenger RNA, 4898 nt
Organism: Oncorhynchus nerka (sockeye salmon)
Lineage: Eukaryota; Metazoa; Chordata; Actinopteri; Salmoniformes; Salmonidae
Product: transcription factor Sox-18-like
Exons: 2
Coding region: 264-1826 (520 amino acids)
Biological process (GO): angiogenesis; positive regulation of transcription by RNA polymerase II; vasculogenesis
Molecular function (GO): DNA-binding transcription factor activity, RNA polymerase II-specific; RNA polymerase II cis-regulatory region sequence-specific DNA binding
Source: RefSeq, a predicted model, not a curated record
AACUCUGAAGCUCUGGAAUAACAGAGGAGAAACAGACUGGACACACCAACAACGAGUUCUGGAAAACAGAGAGAGAGAAAAGAGAAGAGAAGAGAGAGAGAGAGAGAGAGAGAGGGAGAGAGACAGAGACAGAGAGAGAGACAGAGAGAGUCAUGGGACCUUUGAGAUUAUAAACUCGUUGUUUUUGCUACUGUAUAAAAGGUUACCGAACAACAACAUCAAUUGGACUACUAAACUACUAACUAGGAUUUUGUCUAGCUGGUAUGGAUAUAUCUGAGUCUAGUUUCUGUUGUGAGGCCAGUUCUCUGCCAGGCCAGGAUGGAGCCGGUCAGCGUCCAUGGGUGUCUUCCCCCAGCCCGGGUCCUGAUCGUGGGCUAAGACCCUUCGACCAGACCCCCCUCUCUGAAGGAUCUGGAGACUGUGGCCCCACUGGGUCCCGUAAAGAGGCCGGUACAGGAGCCCCAGGGAGUGGAACAUGGACAGGGGCAGGUAGUCCUGACUCGACCCACCCAGGAGCACCUUCCUUGGGUAGCGGUGAAGGGAAGCCAGGGGGUGAGUCGAGGAUCCGUCGGCCCAUGAAUGCCUUCAUGGUGUGGGCUAAAGACGAGAGGAAACAACUGGCAGUUCAGAACCCAGACCUCCACAAUGCUGUCCUCAGCAAGAUGCUGGGUCAGUCGUGGAAGGCCCUGACUACUCUGGACAAGCGUCCCUUCGUUGAGGAGGCCGAGAGACUCCGACUCCAACACCUGACGGACCACCCCAACUACAAGUACCGCCCCCGUCGCAAGAAACAGGCCAAAAAGCUCAAACGGGUGGAACCGGGGCUACUGCUCCACAGCCUAGCCCAGGGAGAGACAGGGGAGGUCUAUGGACACCCACAGGAUAGUUAUGUACAUCCAGGCCACCAUCACCCCCAUCACCACCUCUUGCCUCCUCUCGUCCACUUUAGGGACCUUCACUCAGGGGACCUGGAGAGCUACGGCCUUCCCACACCGGAGAUGUCCCCCCUGGAUGUGAUGGAGGAGACAGGAGGGGACGGAGGGGUGUUCUUUCCCCCUCACAUGCAGGAGGACACGGGCCCGCAUGGCGCUUGGAGUAACUACCAUCAUUAUAACAAACACCAUCACCACAACCCUCACAACCCUCACAGUAAUCACCCCCGUUCUUUUAGUCAGAGUCAGGGUCAUAGUCAGGGGCAUAGUGGUCAUGAUCAUCAUCUUAGCCAGAGGGGCGCCUUGCUCUGUCGUCGUCCCCAGGAGAAGGGCCUCAACCUGGCUCCAGAGCCUACGAACUCUCCCAGUCUGUACUCUAACCCCCAGGGCUCCUCUAUAAGCCUGUCUGAGCAAGUCAAACCUCAUCUUUCUAUCAGUAGUUCCUCUGUGUCCUCUGGUUACUAUAGUUACCUGUAUAGUAGCUCUGGAUCAGACACCAACCAGUCAUCCCACUUCACCUCUCACCUGGGGCAGCUCUCUCCCCCACCUGAGUCCUUAACCCUGUCCCCUACAUCCAACCCCUUAGCCCCCCAGUCCCUGGACUCUAUACGGGACCAGCCAGGCCAUGGUUCCUUAGGUCCUACGUCAACAGAGUUCUGGACAGAAGUGGAUCGACAUGAGUUUGACCAGUACCUCAGCGCCAGCCGAACUCGGACGGAGGAACGUGGGGGUACUCUCAUCCCUGUUUCUAAUUCUUUGGAACGGUACGGGGGUGGAGCUGUAGCCUUGAGGAGGAGCCCCGUCGCCUGUGAGGAGAGCCAGAACAGUCCUCUAAUUUCACUUCUGUCUGAUGCUAGUAGUGUUGUCUACUACAGUACCUCUAUCACUGGCUAGACUCCUGGUCUUAGACUGACGUAGUGUUCAGAUGUUCGCUGUAGUCUGGAAUAGUCCAGUACAGCCUACCAGACCUGUGGCUCAACGGUAUGUUAACAAAAAUAUACACACUUUUAAUUCUUGAAUGAUGUAGUUUGCACUACGAAAUAGUAACAGACGUGCAAAACACUCAACUUCGGCAAGCACACCUCAACAACAAGCAAACAAAAACGUUCAAGUAUUUGAAAGAAUUGGACUUUGAAGUAUUUGACACAGGUCUACAGAGGAGGACUUGAUGACUUUCAGCCUAAGAUUGUUUUAUAGUCUGCAAACAGACUACUGCAGACCACUAAAGAAUACUGAGCUCUUCUACUUACAUGCCCAGACAGGCAGAACAUUUAUAAUGACAAAACUGCUCGUUUUUAUUAUAGCCAUUGUUAUACACUUCCUGUUUCCUGUUGAUUGUGUUAUUUGUGUUGAAUUAUUUGCACUGGGUCAAAAACAUGUGCAUAGGAAGACCACUAGGGUAUAUCCCUUUGGGUAACACAUUCUCUUGACAAUCCAUCUUGAGAUGCUUCUUCAGACCAUUUACAAGCUAUCAGAAACAUUUCAACUAACUGUCUACUAUCCCUAACCCUUAUCCUAACCUUAACCCUUAUCCUAACCCUAACCUUAACCCUAACCCUUAUCCUAACCCUAACCCUUAUCCUAACCCUAACCCUUAUCCUAACCCUAACCUUAACCCUAACCCUUAUCCUAACCCUAACCUUAACCCUAACCCUUAUCCUAACCUUAACCCUAACCCUUAUCCUAACCUUAACCCUAACCCUUAUCCUAACCUUAACCCUAACCCUUAUCCUAACCCAAACCUUAACCUUAACCCUAACGCUUAUCCUAACCUUAACCCUAACCCUUAUCCUAACCCUGACCUUAACCCUAACCUUUAUCCUAACCCUGACCUUAACCCGUACCUUUAUUCUAAACCUAACUGAAACCUUAGCAAGCAGUUGCUCAGCAACAGAUAGUUUGUUGAUAGUAUGACCGUCUAUAGACCAUCUAUAGAACAUCUGUAGACCAUCUAUAGACCGUCUGUAUCUAUAGACCAUCUGUAUCUGUAGACCAUCUAUAGAGGAUCUGUAUCUAUAGACCAUCUGUAUACCAUCUACAGACCAUCUAUAGACCAUAUAUAGACCAUCUAUAGACCAUCUGUAGAGGAUCUAUAUCUAUAGACCAUCUGUAUACCAUCUACAGACCAUCUAUAGACCAUCUGUAGAGGAUCCAUAUCUAUAGACCAUCUGUAUACCAUCUACAGACCAUCUAUAGACCAUCUGUAGACCAUCUAUAGAGGAUCUGUAUCUAUAGACCAUCUGUAUCUAUAGACCAUCUGUAUCUAUAGACUAUCUCUAUCUAUAGACUAUCUGUAGACCAUCUGUAUGGGUAGACUAUCUGUAUCUGUAGACCAUCUAUAGACCAUCUGUAUCUAUAGACCAUCUGUAUCUAUAGACCAUCUGUAUCUGUAGACCAUCUAUAGACCAUCUGUAGACCAUCUGUAUCUAUAGACCAUCUGUAUACCGUCUGUAUCUGUAGACCAUCUGUAUCUAUAGACUAUCUGUAUACCAUCUGUAUCUAUAGACCAUCUGUAUACCGUCUGUAUCUAUAGACCAUCUGUAUCUAUAGACUAUCUGUAUACCAUCUGUAUCUAUAGACUAACAGUAGACCAUCUGUAUCUAUAGACCAUCUGUAGACCAUCUAUAGACCAUCUGUACACCAUCUGUAGACCAUAUGUAGGCCAUCUGUAGACCAUCUGUAUCUAUAGACCAUCUGUAGACCAUCUAUAGACCAUCUGUAUCUGUAGACCAUCUGUAUCUAUAGACCAUCUAUAGACCAUCUGUAGACCAUCUAUAGACCAUCUGUAGGCCAUCUGUAGACCAUCUGUAUCUAUAGACCAUCUGUAGACCAUCUAUAGACCAUCUGUAUCUGUAUACCAUCUGUAUCUAUAGACCAUCUGUAGACCAUCUAUAGACCAUCUAUAGACCAUCUGUAGACCAUCUGUAUCUAUAGACCAUCUGUAUCUGUAGACCAUCUGUAGACCAUCUGUAUCUAUAGAUCAUCUGUAUCUGUAGACCAUCUAUAGAGGAUCUGUAUCUAUAGACCAUCUAUAUACCAUCUGUAGACCAUCUGUAUCUAUAGACCAUCUGUAUCUGUAGACCAUCUGUAGACAAUCUGUAUAUAUAGACCAUCUGUAUCUGUAGACCAUCUAUAGACCAUCUAUAGACCAUCUGUAUCUGUAGACCAUCUGUAGACCAUCUAUAGACCAUCUGUAUCUGUAGACCAUCUGUAGACCAUCUAUAGACCAUCUGUAUCUGUAGACCAUCUGUAGACCAUCUAUAGACCAUCUGUAUCUGUAGACCAUCUAUAGACCAUCUGUAUCCAUAGACCAUCUGUAGACCGUCUGUCCAGAUAAAGUGUGACCAAACGUUGUAAUGAAACCGUUUUUAAAUGGGACUAUAUAGUUUGCAGAUGAAGAUAUCAAGGCCAUGUGACUGUACCAGGUCUGCAGUAGUAGUUAGGAGUUUAUUUUGAACAAAGUUGUACUUUUUCUAUUUACAUCAAACAGUUGAAUAAUCAAAUGAAUCAUAUUUUAAUUUCAGUCACCACACAUGAAAGGGCAAUCUGGGAUUAGGGAAUCAAUUGAAGGACUUUUAAAUGAAUGACAUAUAGCCUUUGUACCAAAAAGGGUUUGUUGUUGUUUGUUUCCCAGAAUGCCCCUGUCAAGACCAUGUUGAGCAGGUCAUAAAUCAUGUCCUUUUGGUAAUAAUUAUAAUAUAAUAAUUAUCUUUGAACAAAAAGCAAAGUUUGGAAUAAAACAAACUACACCAUCUCUCUGCAAUGAAAUACCAAAAGUCAAAAUAAAAUGCAUUAUUUCAUACAGUAUGUCAUUGUAAUUAUAACAAUACUGUGACUUGGGAUUAUUUAAAAAAAAAAAACAUUUUAUACUUCAGUUGUUGUUGUUUUUAUUGAAAAGGGCAUUUUUAAAUGAAUUAUGUUGCUUUAAAAAAUAUUUUACAUAAUAAAAUGAAGUUAUUUCUAGAA